Messenger RNA from Oncorhynchus gorbuscha (pink salmon), 7874 nucleotides. Its product is annotated as neurexin-1a-like. The transcript is spliced from 28 exons. Lineage: Eukaryota; Metazoa; Chordata; Actinopteri; Salmoniformes; Salmonidae. The record is from RefSeq and is a predicted model, not a curated record. Bases 738 to 5255 code for a protein of 1505 amino acids.
GAGAUGCGUUUGAUUCCACUGGUCUGUUUGAUCGAGAAGAGACUGUGAUUGUUUCGGUAGGCCUAUCUAACAGGUAUUUACCGGGAACGGUUUGGCUGCACUCAGCAUCUCCCCCUCACAACGGGGUGAUUGUUAUCAGAUGACAAGGAGAAAAGCGAUGAGUAGCCACAACACCGACCAGAAGAUGUGUGUAAGGUCACUGGAAUGAAAAGGGUGAUGACUGGACAGUGAGGGACACACUCACAGUGCUCAACCCACAAGCCCCGCUGAUAGAGACAAAAAAAAGAGGGGGAGAUGCUCUGAUAGUCUCUCUCUGUUUACGGUGUGUGACAGUGUAUGACCAUAUUCUCCCUCUCUCUCUCUGAGGGGAACAGGCACUAACGAAGACACCGAUAUGGUUCUCACACUGCACCCCUCAUUUCUCUAACACACACACACACCAUUGAAGGAAGACAGUGGAGGAGGAACGAGGAGAGACAGAGACGAGAAGAUAGAAGACUAACAUUGGGAACACUUGGACCUCUAUAAGGAGCCAGCUCCCUCACUUGACUGGCAGAUAGAGGAACACCUAUGGAGGGUGUAGGGUGCUACUAACGGGGCUAAGAAGACUGUAGGGUACUAGAAAGGGCCCUAAGAAGACUUAAGGGUGCUCUCAAGGAUGUUUGCACCAUGAGUUGUAGAGUAGUUCGCGCUGCCCAGCUCUAGCCUUUGUGUCUGUGUGUGUGUGCGUUGUGUGUAUGUGUUUGCGCGUGUGUGUGAUGGCGGUGUGUGUGUGGGCCGCGGCCCCCCUGCUGUGUGUCUGGCUGUGCCUCUGUAGCCUUGGGGGAUCCAGAGGGGAGGUGCUAGAGUUUGGGGGGGUGUCGGGACAGUGGGGACGGUUCCCGGUGUGGAACGCGUGCUGCGAGAGCAUCCUGUCGUUCAGCGUUAGAACUCACAGUGAGGACGGACUGCUGCUUUACCUUGACGACGAAGGAUUCUGCGACUUCCUGGAACUAUUGUUGCUACGCGGGAAACUCCGCCUACGCUUCUCCAUCUUCUGCGCCGAGCCGGCUGAGGUGAGUUCCGGGGUUGCCGUGAGUGACGGACACUGGCAUGUGGUUCGUGUGAAACGGGACUGGAGGAACACAAGUCUUGAGGUGGAUGGAAGGAUGGAGGGAUGGGCAGAGGUGAAGAGCAAACGGAGAGACAUGACAGUGUUUAGCCACACCUUUAUGGGCGGGGUUUCCCCAGAGCUCCACGCCUCCCCUCUCCGCCUCACUUCCCCUGGCGUCAGAGACCACGCCCCCUUUGCUGGCUGGCUCACUUCGGUGACCAUCAAUGGAUCGGCGGUUGUAAUCGAAGGAUCGGAGGGCGUUACCAUGGGGGGAGACGGGUGUGGGCCGGACCACGUGUGUCAGAAUGGAGGGGUGUGUUCUGUCGUCGAGCAGAAGAACGUUUGCGACUGUACCGACACCGGCUACAAAGGCAACGACUGCAGCGAAGAACACUACAACCCAGGUCUGGCUCACCUGAUGAUCGGCGACCAAGGAAAGCUCAGAGCCCGUGAGGACUACUUAGCAACAUUUAAGGGAUCAGAGUAUUUCUGCUAUGACCUGUCUCCCAGCCCCAUCCAGUCCUCCAGCGAUGAGAUCACCCUGAGCUUUAAGACCCUGCAGAGGAACGGCCUGAUGCUCCACACAGGAAAGUCGGCUGACUACGUCAACCUGGCCUUAAAGAACGGAGCCGUGUCACUGGUCAUCAACCUGGGGUCCGGGGCUUUCGAGGCCCUGGUGGAGCCGGUUAACGGGAAGUUUAACGAUAACGCAUGGCACGAUGUCAAGGUCACGCGCAACCUGAGACAGCACUCAGGCAUUGGACACGCUAUGGUAAACAAACUCCAUUGUUCGGUGACCAUCUCUGUGGACGGCAUUCUGACCACUACGGGCUACACCCAGGAAGACUACACCAUGUUGGGCUCAGACGAUUUCUUCUACGUGGGAGGAAGUCCCAGUACUGCCGACCUCCCUGGAUCUCCUGUUAGCAACAACUUCAUGGGUUGCCUCAAAGAGGUGGUGUAUAAGAACAAUGAUGUACGGUUGGAGCUGUCUCGGCUGGCUAAGCAGGGAGAUGCUAAGAUGAAGGUGAGCGGUAUGGUGGCGUUUAAGUGUGAGAGUGUGGCGACCCUCGAUCCUGUGACCUUUGACACCCCAGAGUCGUUUGUGGCAUUAAGCAAGUGGAGCGCCAAGAAGGCGGGGUCAAUCUCCUUUGACUUCAGAACGACAGAACCCAACGGACUGAUGCUCUUCAGCCACGGGAAACCACGACAGCAGCAGCGCAAAGACCCCCGCACACCCCCCACCCUAAAGGUGGAUUUCUUUGCCAUCGAGAUGCUGGAUGGUCACCUGUAUUUGCUGCUGGACAUGGGCUCAGGAACCACCAAGACCAAGGCCAUCGACAGGAAGGUCAAUGAUGGGGAGUGGUACCAUGUCGACUUCCAGAGGGACGGGCGCUCAGGUACUAUCUCAGUGAACUCACAGCGUACAGCGUACACAGCUCCAGGGGACAGUGAGAUUCUAGACCUGGAUGAUACUUUGUACCUAGGAGGAUUACCAGAGGAUCGCCAAGGACUCAUCUUCCCUACUGAGGUGUGGACAGCGUUAUUGAACUACGGCUAUGUCGGCUGCGUCAGAGACCUGUUUGUGGACGGUCAGAGUAAGGACAUCCGUCGUCUGGCUGAGGUUCAGAGGGCUGUAGGGGUUAAGCCCUCUUGCUCCAGAGAGCCUCCUAAACAGUGUCUGUCCAACCCCUGCCAACACAGCGCCACCUGCAGGGAGGGCUGGAACAGAUACGUGUGUGACUGCUCUGGGACCGGAUACCUGGGACGGGCCUGUGAGAGAGAUGCGACCAUCCUGUCCUAUGAUGGUAGUAAGUUUAUGAAGGUCCAGUUGCCCGUAGCGAUGCACACCGAGGCGGAGGACGUGUCGCUACGGUUUCGCUCCCAGCGGGCCUACGGUGUUCUCAUGGCAACAACAUCACGGAACUCAGCCGACACGCUCCGACUGGAGCUGGAUGGGGGCCGUGUCCGUCUCACUGUCAACCUAGACUGUAUCAGGAUUAACUGUACUGCCAGUAAGGGUCCAGAGACCAUCUUUGCGGGGGUGGGGCUGAAUGAUAAUGAGUGGCACACGGUCAGAGUGGUGCGUCGUGGGAAAAGCCUCAAACUCACCGUCGACGACCUGCAACCUGUAGAAGGUCAGAUGGCAGGCGACCACACCCAGCUGGAGUUCCACAACGUGGAGACAGGCAUUGUGACGGAGAAGCGCUUCAUGCCCGCUGUGCCCUCCAACUUCAUAGGGCAUCUGCAGGGCCUCACCCUCAACGGGAUGCCUUACAUAGACCUCUGUAAGAAUGGUGACAUCGACUAUUGCGAACUGAACGCUGUGAUUGGUUAUAAGAGCAUCGUGGCGGACCCGGUUACGUUCAGGUCACGGUCGAGCUACGUGACCCUGCCCACGCUCCAGGCCUACUACUCCAUGCACCUGUUCCUCCAGUUCAAAACCACCUCCCCUGACGGACUCGUACUCUACAACAGAGGAGACGGAAACGACUUCAUAGUGGUGGAGCUGGUCAAAGGCUACCUCCACUAUGUGUCUGACCUGGGGAAUGGGGCACACCUGAUCAAAGGGAACUCCAACUCUCCUCUGAAUGACAACCACUGGCACAAUGUGCUCAUAUCCAGAGACACCAACAACCUGCACACUGUUAAGAUAGAUACCAAGGUCACUACACAGACCACUAUGGGGGCCAAGAACCUGGAUCUCAAAGGUGACCUGUACGUAGGGGGGGUGGCUAAGGAGAUGUAUAGGGACCUUCCCAAGCUCGUCCACUCCCGGGAAGGCUUCCAGGGUUGCUUAGCAACCGUUGACCUUAACGGCCGACUACCCGACCUGCUGGCCGAUGCUCUAGCUACCACCGGACAAGUGGAGAGGGGCUGUGAAGGUACACACACACACACAGGUCCCAGUACUACCUGUCAGGAAGACUCUUGCUCCAAUCAGGGCGUGUGUUUGCAGCAGUGGGAGGGAUUUAGCUGUGAUUGCAGUAUGACAUCAUUCGGAGGACCGCUCUGCAAUGACGCGGGGACCACGUAUAUCUUUGGCCGUGAUGGGGGUGUGAUUGUGUACACCUGGCCUCCUAACGAGCGCCCCAGUACACGGGCUGACCGGCUCGCACUGGGCUUCAGCACACAGCAGAAACACGCUACCCUGCUACGGGUCGACAGUGCCUCGGGACUGGGGGACUACCUACAGCUACAGAUAGAUAAAGGAAAUAUUAGGGUAGUGUUUAACGUGGGGACAGAUGACAUCAACAUUGAAGAGACUGCUAAAUCCGUUAAUGAUGGGAAGUACCACAUAGUUCGGUUUACCCGCAGCGGAGGCAACGCAACCCUGCAGCUGGACGACCUGCCAAUCAUAGAGCGUUACCCCUCAGGCAACAUUGAUAACGAGCGCCUGGCCAUCGCUAGACAGAGAAUCCCCUAUCGACUCGGUCGAGUAGUUGACGAUUGGCUAUUCGACAAAGGCCGCCAGCUGACCAUCUUCAACAGCCAGACGACGGUGACGGUGGGAAGAGGAAAGGAAGCAGGUCAGUUCCAGGGUCAGAUGGCCGGUCUCUACUACAACGGGCUGAAGAUACUCAACAUGGCCGCCGAAGGACACGCCCACAUCCGCCUGGAGGGCAGCACGCGAUUGGUUGGGGACAUGCCCUCCUCCAUCACGCCCCAAUCCAGCGCUGCCGCCGGGGCAAACCGAUCAGACCCCGCCGCCAAUGCCGGCGACAUCACCACGACAACCGCCACAAACAGGAAGCAAGGAGGAGGAACUACGCAGCAGUCGACAGACGACCUGCUGGUGGCAUCAGCUGAGUGUCCCAGUGAUGACGAGGACAUUGACCCAUGUGACCCCAGCUCUGCAGCCCACCCCCCUCUCCCGGAGGUCAAGCCGUUCCCAGGGACAUCAGAGGGAGUGAGGGAGUCCAGCAGCACCACCGGCAUGGUGGUGGGGAUCGUGGCAGCCGCCGCCCUCUGCAUCCUCAUCCUGCUCUACGCCAUGUACAAGUACCGCAACCGCGACGAGGGCUCGUACCACGUGGACGAGAGCCGCAACUACAUCAGUAACUCCGCCACCCAGCCUAACGGCAGCACCAAGGACAAGCCGCUGGGCAUCGCCAAGAUCUCCAAGAACAAGAAGAACAAAGACAAGGAGUACUAUGUGUGAGGAUUGGAGGACCACCCUUAUGACAUUCACAUAUACACAUAUACACAUCUACACUUAUACAGACAUAUGCACACAUACAGGAGGACAUGCCCUGAGACACACACACACACACACACACACACACACACACACACACACACACACACACACACACACACACACACACACACACACACACACACACACACACACACACACACACAUAUAAAAGAAACACACAGAGACAAAGAGACUGCCAUGAGGGCAGAGACCCAUCCUGUACAGUAAUAAUAACCACUAACCACAUCCUCUCUGUGUGAGGCCUGUGUUCGACCAGAAUAACCGUAAUGACAAGCAGAGUAAUCACCAGGUAGACUCCUGGUACAGGACCAGUAAAGGACUAGCCCCUGUCUCUCCCUGCUAUAAACUGUCCUGUAGACUCAGAGAGAGGAGGGGGCAGGGGGCAGACUGGGAAAGAACACCAAAAGAAAACACUAGUGUUCUGUCGUACGGAGUCAAAUUCAGUAUAUCCAGAUUAACACCCUGAUAAACUCCCAGUUUCAAUUUUGUGUAAGGCUGGUGUUGUACAAUGGGGGAACACCAGAUUACCUGAACCCUGCCCCUAACCCUAGCCCACCAGUCAGCAGAAUGGACGUUACCACGCCAAUAAGACCGGAAGAGUCACACCCACCAGGGUUGCCAUGGUGGCUCUGUUUGCCCGACUCGCUGGGGAGGGACUGAGUAGGGCGUGUACAUGGAAAAGGGAGCUGUGUGUGUUUGAAAUGUUGCCGGAACAUUUAUUUUCAAACGUUAUACAACGUACGUUACAAUGUUGUAUCAACCCAUCCAGACUAUGAAAACGAGAGACUUUGACUCUGGAGAGGAGACCAGAGACACCAGAACUACCUACCUACCUACCUACCUACACAACACACAACACACACACUCACACCUCCUACAACACCACAAGAGCUUCAUUACCAGAGCUUCAUCCCUGACCGGUGGCAACGAUAUCUGCGAUAAUGAUGAUAUUAUUAUGAUAAUGCUGAAGUCGAUGAUGAAGAAGAAUGAGGAUGAACAUGUGGGCAGUUUAGACUCUUUGGGGAAAUUGUUGCACGUUGAAUUAUCUUACUCCAUGUGUUUCUAACAGAGCAGAGACUACAGGGGUUACUCCUAAACCCAGUACAGCCAUAACCUACCACCUGGCUCACCGAAGCCUACCACAUGAUCCACCACCUGGGCUUAUAAUAACCUACCACCUGGCUCACCGAAGCCUACCACAUGAUCCACCACCUGGGCUUAUAAUAACCUACCACCUGGCUCACCGAAGCCUACCACAUGAUCCACCACCCGAGGGCCAAUUAUUACAGGGCUUAAUAGUGACAGACAGACAACACAACAGGAUAAGCUAACUUCAGAACUAACAUCAUAUAGCAAUCAUCAAUAAGAAGACAGGACAAAUGCUGUACACACAACAACGUUCCAUCCCUUCAACACACAGCAGUGUGACCAGGCUCCAGGGUCUCUGAGAGCCAGGUUGGUGUGUUUGUUUUGGGUUGUGGUUUAGUGAGUAACCCUGGUGUAAAGGCUGGGUAUGUCCUCCUGCCACAGGCCCAGCCCCGUUUUAAAGCUUGUCCUAUAGACAACUAUACGUGCUCUGAUGAACGUUUUAUAUUACAACAAAAUAAAUGUCUGUAAAAUAAUCCAAAACAGAAUACUAAGUGUUAUCAUGUGUUUCUAUAAUGAUAGAGCUGUUCAUGAUGCCAUUGGCUAAUAGAAUUUGAGUUGCUUUACUUUCAUUGGCCCUCCCUCUCCGAUUAUCCUGUGUGUUCACAUUGGUUGAUUGUCCCUCUCGUUGUCCAUGUGAUCAAUUCCAGCCAGCCAGGAGUAGGGGGGGUGGGGGCGGGCUCUGUGGAGAAGGUUAAAGGUGUGACUAUGAUGUCAUUCAGUGCAUGUAAGACUGUGUAGGUCUCAAAUGGCAGAUGUUUAAAGUAGUGCACUAUUAGUGCUAACCCUAAAACUACAUGGCUCUGAUCAAAAGUAGUGCACAGGAAAUAGGGUGCCAUUUGAGACACAAAAACCUACUGUAAGAACAGAUUAGAUCGAAAAUCACUGUCCAGAACAGGCAGUAGUCUCCAUUGUGACUAAUCUGGACAUUGUAUUUCUAGCUUUUGUCGGCAAGCACGCUCCCCCGGGUCAUCCAAGCAAUAUUGCCAACCAAUCACAUGCAUGGGAAUCAGACUGGGGGCGGGACAUAAAGCAUUAAAGACAUAGUAGUAAUAAAAGCUAAAAAUUUGACAGAAAAAUGUAACUAAUUGAUUCCUUCUCUUUAUCUAUCCCUUUAUCCCUAUUUCUCUCUGUUCUUCUCUCCCUCUCGUCGACGCCUCUCUUCCUCUCUCUCUUUCUUUCUCCUUUUCUCCUCUCUGUUUCUAUCUGAAGUGAAGGAGGAGCAUUGAACUGUGGUGUUCUUCAUCUAAGUGUUCAUUUAGCCUUUUGAUUUUAUAUAUAUACAAUUUUUCUACAGUAUUUUACUUUUAUUUUUAUUGUUACAGUUCUUUGAAGAACAUAAAGUGGAACUUUAUUAUGAAAAAUAGUUUUGAAGAUCAAACGAGUCAAUAAAAUAUUACCCAAGUGAAGUUA